GGCCGCCCAGCGGUCCCCUGGCCUGCGUCUCAGCUAUAAAGCGGGUGGACGCAUGACCGCGGUUGCGAAGCUCGGGUAGCUGCAGUGCCCGCCAGCUCUCAGCCCCCCGUCACGACCCCUUGCUCCUUACCCCCGAGCGCUCCCGACUCCACCAUGCCAAGAGGCUUCCUGGUGAAGCGAACUAAACGGACGGGCGGCUCCUACCGAGUGCGCCUAGUCGAGCGGGUCUUCCCCGUGCCGGAUCCCCAGGGGGUGCCGCCCUUCCCCAAGGAGACUUCCAGUGCCCCCCAGCCCAGUGCGGAGCAGGCAGCACUCCCUACCCCAGAGGAGCCCGGAAAGGGGCUGAAGGAGGUGGAGGCGGCCCGCGAACUGUUGGGGUCGCCUUGUCGGGCGGCUGGGGUGAGCCCGGGGGCGGACGGGCGGGAAGGCGCAGCGUGGAAGGUAGAUGGCAGAGAGGGUCCCGGGCCCAGCCCCAGCCCGGCCAAGCCAGUGGGUGCGGAGCUGCGCCGGGCAUUCCUGGAGCGCUGCCUCUGUUCUCCGGUCUCCGCUGAGUCCUUCCCCGGGGGCGCCGCCGCCGUGGCCGCUUUCUCCAGCUCGGUGGCACCGGCAGCCGCACCGACCUCGGGGGAGCAGUUCCUGCUGCCGCUCCGGGCACCGUUCCCAGAGCCCGCGCUCCAUUCGGACCCCGCGCCCCUUUCGGCCACCCUGCAAGGCCUGAAGCGGUCUGCUGCCGGCGAACGCCGCGCCAAGGCGUCUCCGGGCUGCGUGUCUGGACCCGUGGCCGCGGGAGUCAAGAAGCCAAAGGCCAUGAGGAAGUUGAGCUUCGCUGAUGAAGUGACCACGUCCCCUGUUCUGGGCCUGAAGAUCAAGGAGGAGGAGCCUGGAACCCCGUCCCGGGGCCUGGGGGGCAGCCGCACGCCCCUGGGGGAGUUCAUCUGCCAGCUGUGCAAGGAGCAGUAUGCGGACCCCUUCUCGCUGGCUCAGCAUCGCUGCUCCCGCAUCGUACGCGUUGAGUACCGCUGCCCCGAGUGCGACAAGGUCUUCAGCUGCCCGGCGAACCUCGCCUCCCAUCGCCGCUGGCACAAGCCUCGUCCCACAGCUGCAAACAUCGCCACAGUCUCCUCAACUGACGGGAAGCCUUCUUCGUCCUCCCUGGAUUCCGGGACUGUUGCAUCCUUCCUGGCGGAGGGGAAGGAGAACAGUCGGGCAGAGCGAACUGAGGAUCAGCACCCGCAGGCCAGGGACAGCUCCGGGGCGGAGCAGCACCCGGACAGAGCCCCAUCCCAGGGCCUCCAGGUGUUGUCCCACCUCGAGGCACCGCUGCCUCGGGUCCCCUACCCGGAGGGGCACCGGGUGCCUGGGCUGGGCAGUGCCAGUGGUGUCGGAGGACCCGAGAUUUUCGUGUGCCCCUAUUGCCACAAAAAGUUCCGUCGCCAAGCCUAUCUGCGCAAGCACUUGGGCACUCACGAAGCAGGCUCAGCCCGCGCGCUUAUCCCGGGCUUUGGCUCGGAACGCGGCGCCCCACUGGCCUUCGCUUGCCCGCUGUGCGGGGCGCACUUCCCGUCCGCCGAUAUCAGGGACAAGCACCGGCUGUGGCAUGCUGUCCGCGAGGAGCUGCUCCUGCCGGCCUUAGCCGGGGCGACCCCCGAAGUGGCGAGCCCAGGCGGGGCACCGGACGGGAGUGCUCAGCAAAUUUUCUCCUGCAAGCACUGCCCGUCCACUUUUUUUAGCUCCCCGGGGCUGACCCGGCACAUCAAUAAGUGCCACCCCUCAGAAGGUCGGCAGGUACUGCUGCUGCAGAUGCCACUGCGGCCAGGCUGUUGA
Hipposideros armiger (great roundleaf bat) is the source of this 1824-nucleotide messenger RNA. It is a transcript of the gene INSM2, whose product is annotated as INSM transcriptional repressor 2. Gene Ontology annotation, molecular function: DNA-binding transcription repressor activity, RNA polymerase II-specific; RNA polymerase II cis-regulatory region sequence-specific DNA binding. The record is from RefSeq and is a predicted model, not a curated record. Bases 154 to 1824 code for a protein of 556 amino acids. Lineage: Eukaryota; Metazoa; Chordata; Mammalia; Chiroptera; Hipposideridae. Gene Ontology annotation, cellular component: nucleus; transcription repressor complex. The transcript has a single exon. Gene Ontology annotation, biological process: neuron differentiation; regulation of cell cycle process; negative regulation of transcription by RNA polymerase II.